Molecule: messenger RNA, 603 nt
Organism: Penicillium mononematosum
Lineage: Eukaryota; Fungi; Ascomycota; Eurotiomycetes; Eurotiales; Aspergillaceae
Exons: 1
Coding region: 1-603 (200 amino acids)
Source: RefSeq, a predicted model, not a curated record
AUGAAAGCGCUCCUACCUCAUUUUUCUAAUAAAGAGCUCCGAGAAGGGCCCUUCCUCUUCAGACUGGCCGAUCUCCAUCCUAGCAACAUACUCGUUGACAGUGAUUGGAAUAUCAAAUUUGUGAUUGAUCUUGAAUGGGUAUGUUCACUACCUGCGGAGACGUUGCACCCUCCAUACUGGUUGACCGGCUGUUCAGUCGAUGAACUAACAGAGGAGCAUCUUGAAACCUUUAGUAAGGCCUACGAAGAGUUUGUUGGUGUUUUUGAGGAGGAAGAAAAACAGACUCCUCCUAUCAACAAUGACCAUUCUUAUAGGACAAAUCUUAUGAGAAAUGAUUGGCAAGUCGGAAACUUUUGGUAUUUCCAUGCUUUGGACAGUCCGAAAGGUCUAUUCAACCUCUUCUCUCAACGUAUUUACCCCCUUUUUGCACCUUCUUAUCAGUCAAAAGACGAUUUUGCACGGGUUGUGUCGGACUUCUGGGCUCCUGAUGUUGAAAAAGUGCUCACUGCAAAGCUCCAUGAUAAGGAGGAGUAUGAAAAGUCGCUUCGCCAAAGGUUUGAGGAUGCUGUUGCUAGUAACGAAGAUCAGAAUUCGGAGCAUUAG